GUGUGUGUCUGUGUGUGUGCAAGUGUGUGUGUCUAUGUGUGUGUGCUUGUGUGUGAGAGCCAGUAUGCCAUGUCGUCCCCCGGCUCGUCGUUUGUCCAGAUAAAGCACGAGGAUCUGCUUUACUAUGAGAACUGUGGAGGAGGCAGUUUUGGCAGCGUCUACAGGGCCCUCUGGAUAUCCCAAGACAAGGAAGUGGCAGUGAAGAAGCUUCUGAAGAUCGACAAAGAGGCUGAGAUUCUCAGUGUCCUGAGUCAUAAGAACAUCAUUCAGUUUUAUGGAGCCGUGCUGGAAUCUCCCAACUAUGGCAUCGUCACAGAAUAUGCCAGUGGUGGGUCUCUUUUUGAGUACCUAUCCAGUGAGCAGAGUGAGGAGAUGGACAUGGAGCAGAUCAUGAUGUGGGCUAUACAGAUGGCUAAAGGAAUGCACUACCUCCACGCAGAGGCUCCCAUCAAAGUCAUCCACAGAGACCUCAAGUCACGGAAUGUGGUCAUGACAGCAGACAAAGUGCUUAAGAUUUGUGACUUUGGUGCAUCCAAGUUCUUAUCCCACACCACUCACAUGACCGUGGUGGGCACUUUUCCCUGGAUGGCUCCGGAGGUCAUUCAGAGCCUGCCUGUCUCCGAGACCUGCGACACGUACUCAUAUGGCGUGGUGCUGUGGGAGAUGCUGACUCGUGAAGUACCUUUCAAGGGCUUUGAAGGGCUGCAGGUUGCAUGGCUGGUGGUGGAGAAACAAGAGAGGCUUACCAUCCCCACCAGUUGCCCAGCAAGUUUCGCAGAGCUGAUGAGGAAGUGCUGGCAAGCCGAGCCUAAGGAGCGUCCGCAGUUCAAACAGGUGCUGGUAACCUUGGAGACAAUGGCGAAUGAUAGCAGGCUUCCUGACCAGUGCAACUCCUUUCUGCAUAACAAGGACCAGUGGAGGUGUGAAAUUGAGUCGACACUAGAGCGCCUUCGGAAGCUGGAGAGGGAGCUCUACUCCAAGGAGAAGGAGCUGGAGGAGCGGGAGAGGCGGCUUAGGCUGUGGGAAGAGAGGCUGAUGGAAAGGUCCAACAUGACUCCGAGCCCCACCUCCUUACUCAUGGAUCGAUCCAACAUGUCGCCAUUCUUCACGCCAAUGUCCAUCGGUUCCACCGGUUCCUUCUUCCGCUCGCACUCUCAAGACUCCAGCAGUGCGGGGCUCAGCAGUGCGGGGCUCAGCAGUGCGGGAGUCAGCAGUGCGGGCGUCAGCUGCCUCCUCCGCACUCUCAGCAACGGCGACAGCGAAAGGGGGGGCAGCGGUGCGGUGGGCUCUCUGGACAGCGGGCGCUUGCACGUCAUGCUACGAGGCUUGCAGGAAGAGGAGGGCACCCUGGAGGAGAAGGGCUGGGGCCAGAGGGAUGAAGGCGGGAGCUUGGAGGGAGGAAGGGUGCAGGUGACGCUCAGGAGCUUCCCGGGGGGGAGGCUGGAGCGCGAGGAGAGGACGUGGGAGGAGGGGGACGUGGAGAGAGGCGGGAUGCAGAGGAGCAGGGUGACCACUAUCGUCCGAGGCUACUCGGGCGGCUUCGGAGAGGCGGAGGGGGAACAGGAUGGAGGGUGGGAGGCAGAAAAAGUGGACGAGGGAGGGCUUGAAGGAGGGAGGCUUCCCGACAUGCUAAAAGGUCUCAGUGGCAGUUUAGGGGGCUUGGGGGACAUGCUGACCUUGGACGGUAUAGGGGAGAUAGACAGGCUAGGCGACAUGGACGUGAACAUGGGGGAUGUGGGGAUGGUGAAGCUCAGGAGCGAGAUGGGGGUCAGGGGUCACUCAGGGGUGCAGGUGAGCAUGCGGGCUUCCUCCAAUCAGAACUCUGUGAAGAGCUGCAGCGUGCGACACGGAUCCAAAAUCAACAUGGCCACCGCCGCCAUGGACAUGAUGGAGCUCGACUGGUCCGACAGCGAUUAGAAGACACGCGGCCAUAACACAAACAAUGUGUGUAUUAAGUUACAAAACACAUCUUUUAUUUGUUCAAAUGUUCCUUCCCUUUUUUGUUUUUAUCAAAGCAAUAAACGAAACCAUUGUGUAUGUACUGUGAAGACAGAAGACACAGAGACGAUUGCUGUCAACGUUAAAGGCUUCACCUGUGUAAUUUACUGUACUGCUACAUAACAUACUGUAUGUCUGUGUGUUUUUUGCUUAGUGUGUAGAUUGGAGUAGAUUUGGAUCAGAUCUAACUGUGAUCUUGUGUGAUUUUUCAUUUUUCAAUAAAAAAAGUGAUACAAAUCUCACCACAA
This is a messenger RNA of Syngnathus acus (greater pipefish), 2246 nucleotides long. RefSeq names its product mitogen-activated protein kinase kinase kinase 20. The record is from RefSeq and is a predicted model, not a curated record. Gene Ontology annotation, cellular component: cytoplasm. NCBI's taxonomy places the organism in Eukaryota, Metazoa, Chordata, Actinopteri, Syngnathiformes, Syngnathidae. Gene Ontology annotation, biological process: protein phosphorylation. The transcript is spliced from 12 exons. Gene Ontology annotation, molecular function: ATP binding; protein kinase activity. Bases 70 to 1917 code for a protein of 615 amino acids.